This is a messenger RNA of Chironomus riparius, 1297 nucleotides long. NCBI's taxonomy places the organism in Eukaryota, Metazoa, Arthropoda, Insecta, Diptera, Chironomidae. The record is from the annotation of a GenBank genome assembly.
ACAUAAAAGUACUAGAUUUUAAAAAAUUAAACGCAAAAUUAUUUUGUAAUCGAAGUUAUUUUGACAUUGUGCAAAUAAAAAUGCUUAAUUGAGAUAUAAAGUGCACACAAAAAUCACUCCUUAUUAAACUGCCAGUAAAUCAAAUUUAAGGCAUACCAAAAUGCCGAAAAAAGGAUUUCCAAAAAUUUGCAAUUAUUGCAAAAACCAUCCUAUAGCAGGAGAAAUGCCAGUGCUUGAAAAGCAUCACAGACCCUGUGAAAAAUACAACAACAAAGAGCACUUCAAGAUAUGCAAACCUUGUGAACGAAAUCACAGAAAAACUGAGAAUGUUCGCAUUUGGCGAGCAAAGAAGGCUAACAAGAAGCCAUCAGAUAUUGCAAUCGACAAAAUUAUUGCUGAAUUGUUGAAAGAUGAGGUUAAUUAUGAAAUUGUCAACUCCAAAAACGUUGAUCAAAAUAGUUCAGAUGAAAUGUUUGAAAUUAUCACUGAUGAUUUUAUAAUGGCUGAAGAUUCAGGUUCAAUCAAAAAUGAAUGGAAGCAAUAUACAGAGUUGCCAAACCAAGAUUGCAACGAUUCUGGAUUCACACUCGUAAUUCAGCAUCCAUUGUUCCCAAAUGUAUUAUUGAAUGAAAAUGAUGCGAUGAGAUUCCAAAGUCAAAUCGAAGACAUGAUCGAUGACUUGCGUGAAAAUGAGAAGACACCGAAAUUUAUCAGUCAUGUCAUUGAAAAUGGUUGCUGGAGAGUUGUAUCUGCUGAUGAAUCAACUCAAAAAUGGUUCAAAGAAAAAGCUUCAGCCUUUACAUGCCUUGUUGACAACACUAAUGUUCCAGUUCGAGUUAUUCCAUUGAAUGAACUCCCAAGGUUCAUUUGUGCGGGCUAUAUUCCUGGAAAAGCUAUUGAAAGUGCUAAAAUUCUAGGUCGCAUACAAAAACAAAAUUCAGGAGUUGACACUUCACGUUGGUACAUCCGCGAAAUUGAACAGCAAGAGAAACAGUUUCUCAUUAGAUUCAUGAUUGAUCCCAUAAGUUUGAAUAAAAUUCAGGAUCUUAAUUGUGUGCUCAACUUUGGAAUGAAUCAAGUAAAUUUGUUCAUUUGUGAGCAAGUUGAUGAGAAAUUUGAGGAACCUGAAGAGCAAAUUGUAGUUUGUUGAAGACCAUUCUGUCUUAUGAGUACUAGAAGUAUUCGCUUAAAAGAUUUUCAUACUGUAAGUAUCAAUUAUAUCAGCUGGAAUGAAGGAAAUCAACAACAAUAAACUAACAUUAUAUUUACUAUGAAGCGUAUUGUCAAACUAUUGGAA